This is a messenger RNA of Boleophthalmus pectinirostris (great blue-spotted mudskipper), 1409 nucleotides long. RefSeq names its product phosphopantothenoylcysteine decarboxylase (gene ppcdc). The coding region runs from base 29 to 820 and encodes 263 amino acids. Gene Ontology annotation, biological process: coenzyme A biosynthetic process. The record is from RefSeq and is a predicted model, not a curated record. NCBI's taxonomy places the organism in Eukaryota, Metazoa, Chordata, Actinopteri, Gobiiformes, Gobiidae. Gene Ontology annotation, molecular function: FMN binding; phosphopantothenoylcysteine decarboxylase activity. The transcript is spliced from 5 exons. Gene Ontology annotation, cellular component: phosphopantothenoylcysteine decarboxylase complex.
GAACAGAGAGACUCUGAGACACGAGAGCAUGCAGACUCACGAGAGCGACUCUGCUUCAACAAACAGUUUAGAGCGAAAGAGUUUAGAACAGAAGAGUUUAGAACAGAAGAGUUUAGAGCAUCAGAGUUUAGAUCAGACUCCUGGCGUGUUCCGUGUCCUCGUGGGAGUGACAGGGAGCGUGGCGGCUUUGAAACUUCCUGUUUUGGUGUCUGAACUUCUGCAGCUUUCAGGGGUGGACGUCAGAGUCGUCACCACAGAACACGCCAAACACUUCUACAGCGCCGCCGAUGUCCCAGUGAGAAUCUACAGUGACUCAGACGAAUGGGAGAUGUGGACUCGCCGCUCGGACCCUGUGCUGCACAUCGAGCUGAGGCGUUGGGCACAGCUUUUUGUCAUCGCUCCUUUGGACGCCAACACGCUCGCUAAAAUCUCCAAUGGAAUUUGUGACAAUCUCCUGACGUGUGUGGUGAGAGCCUGGGACACCAGCCGCCCGCUGCUCUUCUGCCCCGCCAUGAACACCGCCAUGUGGUCGCACCCCGUCACCGCAGAACACGUGUCCAGGCUCAGGGCCUUUGGUUACAGAGAAAUCCCCUGCAUCUCCAAGAAGCUGGUGUGUGGAGACGAAGGUAAAGGUGCCAUGGCAGAGGUGUCGACGAUCGUCUCUGUGAUCAAACAGUACCUCCACCUCCAAGAACCUGACCACCCCAGAACACAUGACUCCGACGCACACAUGACACACAUGACACACACGACACACUCGACACACACGGGACAUCGCACACACCCAGAGUCAACAGUAAAACAGGAUCAGGAUGGUUAGAAUAAUUGUCGUACAGUGAAAGAGCUGAGGCCAAACCGGCUGAAAACAAACAGACUCGAGGAGAAACAUCUCACUCUUCACUGGGCCGUUCAAUAUUUGCUCUUUGUCUUUGCUCUUAUCAAUGUCUUUGUUUUACACAGUAUGACUUUAAACAUGUUUAUCGAGUGGUUAUUGAUGGUUAAGUCUGUGUGAGGCUUUAGUCAGAGCUUUAUUUUAACACUCGGCGCUUUGUCGCCAUCGCGGCUUCGCUCUGUCCAUUUGGAAAGACUUUGGCGCCAACAGAGGCUCAAGAAGCUCGAAAGUCUGUAAGAAAAACACGAAUAGUGAGUAGGAAAAGCAUGAAAAUGUUUUUAAAAGGUCAAAGUUUUCCUCAAACAGACACUCAGAAAACUUGUUAAGUCUCUUCUGACUUUUCUGAGUCGUUCAAGUAAAAUUCCUCACGUCAAUUUCUGCCACAUUGUUCUGAUUCUUGUCGGUUUUGUCAAUGGGUUCUUCUGUGGGUUCGUCUGUGGGUUUGUCUGUGGGUUCGUCUGUGGGUUCGUCUGUGGGUUUGUCUGUGGGUUCGUCUGUGGGUUGUCUGUGGGUUCGU